This is a messenger RNA of Bolinopsis microptera, 1478 nucleotides long. RefSeq names its product carboxypeptidase B-like. Gene Ontology annotation, molecular function: zinc ion binding; metallocarboxypeptidase activity. The transcript has 10 exons. Gene Ontology annotation, biological process: proteolysis. NCBI's taxonomy places the organism in Eukaryota, Metazoa, Ctenophora, Tentaculata, Lobata, Bolinopsidae. Bases 94 to 1377 code for a protein of 427 amino acids. The record is from RefSeq and is a predicted model, not a curated record.
AGGAUUAAAGUUUCAUGACAGUAUAAAGGACUGAAGCAAGAGCCUUUAAGUUUAUUGAACAUUUGAAAGGAUUUUCGUUGUCAUCAACUCGUGAUGAUUUUUCUAGCACUUCUUAUCGUCGGGGCUGGAGCCUUAAGGCUGCCUGAGGAUAAACCUGUUGAUUAUUCGGGAUACAAGACACUUCGCGUGGCGCUGGAGUCGGAGGGUCUUAAGGAACUGGUAAAGUUAAUGGUGGAAACUGAAGUUAUCUCCAUCAUGGACGAAGGUCUUGGAGAACAGAUCGAUAUUCUUGUGAGCCCUCUGGAGCACCCUGGUGUAAAGGGCAACCUUGAUGGAGCUAAUGCUAAGUAUCAGGUUUUGAGUCAUGACGUAGGAGCUGAUAUCGAGGAGGAGAGAUUGGAGAUACUACAGGCUGUUCCCGGAGUAUUCGACUUCAGGAACUACUACGCAGUUAAGUACCAGCACUCCCAUCUGGACGCGCUAGUGUCUCGACAUCCUGACAAAGCUGAGACUUUCAGUAUCGGAACUUCUUACGAGGGCAGAGACAUGAAGGUGAUCAGGAUAAGCAACGACCUCGCUAACGCUGACAGUAAACCUAUGAUCUGGAUAGAUGGAGGUAUCCACGCUCGGGAGUGGAUCUCAUCUCACACUGUCCUCUACAUUGCUAACAGUCUUCUCUCAGAGAUCGACACCGGACUAAAAUCUCAGGUGACAUCCAUGCUAGACACCUACCAGUUUGUCAUCUUACCAAUGAGCAACCCUGAUGGAUACGAGUACUCCAGGACCCACAACAGGAUGUGGAGGAAGACAAGACGACCAUCCGGCUGUAAAUACGGUUACACUCGACCGGACGGAAGCUGCUACUACGGGCAGUGCUAUGGCAUUGACCCUAACAGGAACUUUGAUGCUGAUUUCGGACGUCAAGGAGUGAGCAGUAACCCUUGUAGUGAUGUUUACCCAGGAAAGAAGGCUUUCUCUGAGAAGAAUACCCAGGCUAUGCGGGAUUACCUUCUCAAACACAAAAGCAAUGUCAAGCUUUACCUGAGUUUCCACUCUUACUCUCAACUCUUCUUGAAACCGAUUGGAUUCGACCGAACCCCACCAAAAGACCAUGCAAUUCAUGACGCUGCCGGAAAAGCUGUUGUCGAUGCUAUUAAGAAGUCACACGGCAAAGUGUACCGGAACAUCAGGAGUGUAGAGCUCUACCCGACUAGCGGCUCCUCUGCAGACUGGAUCUAUCUGGAGGGGGUUGUUAACUCCUACACUAUCGAGCUCAGGGAUACUGGCAGAUACGGGUUCAGACUUCCCACUUCCCAGAUCAUUCCUACUGGCGAAGAGAAUAUUCGUGGAUUCAUUGCUCUUGUUGGCACUUUGUAAUUGAUUGAAAACUUAACAUAGAGUUCUAUCAUUCACUUUUGAAAAAGUAGUAGACAUUAAACAGCCCCUUUCAUGGCUCAAAUUGUUUUCAAUCUUUUGUA